AUGUCAUCAAAAGAACAAGAAAACGAUACGGAAAAAAUUAUCAAUACUACUCCUACUACUUUAUAUGAAGAAGAAAUAGAUUUUUCGAUAGUUGACGCUCUUCCUCCACAACAUACUUCCAAACCUGAACAAGAUAACGAUGAAGUGGAAGAUCAAUAUGACAAAGUCGACGAAAAAUCCUCUUCAAAAAUUAAAAAAUCGAAAAAGAAAAAGGACAAAAAAUCAUCAACUGAAAGUAAUACCAUACCGAUGAGCCAGUUGUUUAGAUUUGCUACCCCUCUAGAUAAAUUUUAUAUGAUAGUAGGUGCCAUAGCAGCAAUUGCUAAUGGUGUUUCUGUACCAUUUAUGACCAUUAUAUUUUCAGGAUUUAUUGAUAUUUUUGGAAGAUUUUCGUUGGCUAUAUCAACUCAUAAUUCUACUGGUGAUGAAGAAAAAUUUGAUGAAGCUAAAAGAGCAUUAGAUACCAAUAUUCGUACAUACGUUAUUUAUUUUGUAAUAUUAGGAGCUGCUAUGUUCUUAGCUAGUUAUAUUCAAAUGACUCUUUGGACUAUUGCCGGUGAAAAUCAAGCUAAAAGGGUUCGCAAAUUAUAUUAUUCAUCGAUAUUGAAACAAGAAAUAGCUUAUUUUGACAACAUGUCAACAGGUGAUAUAACUACACGUAUAUCAAGUGAUACAAAUUUAUAUCAAGAAGGAAUUUCUGAUAAAAUUGGUUUGAUUAUACAAAACUUCGCUACGUUACUUGGUGGCUUUAUUAUCGCUUUCAUUAAAGCUUGGAAAUUAUCACUCGUAUUAUGUUCUAUAUUUCCUUUGUUGAUGAUUGCUGGAGCUUUCAUGUCAAAAGCUGUCGGUGGUGGAUCUGCAGAAGGACAAGAUGCUUACGCAGCCGCAGGAGGAAUUGUGGAACAAGUCUUAUCCAAUAUUCGCACGGUUUUAGCAUUUGGAGGUCAAUCACGUGAAUUGGCUAGAUACGCAACACAAUUAGAAUUAGCAUAUAAAGCAGGGAGAAAGAAAGCAAUAGUAAGUGGUGCAGGAAUAGGUUUUAUGAUGAUGGUAUUAUUUUUUUCAUACGCCCUAGCAUUUUGGUAUGGAAGUAGAUUGAUUUUAAAUAAUGAAAUAUCUGGAGGAGAUAUUCUAAAUGCUCUUUUUGCUGUUAUAAUCGGAGCUUUUUCUAUUGGAAAUGCAUCCCCAUAUUUUGCCGAUGUGGCUAAAGCGUUAGGCUCAGCAAAAAACCUUUUUACAGCAAUAGAUCGUAAAUCUUUGAUAGAUGCAACAUCUACUACCGGUAAAAUAUUACCCUCUUCUGGACUCGAAGGACAUAUAGAAUUUAAAAAUGUAUCAUUUAAUUAUCCAACACGUCCAGAUGUGCAAGUAUUAAAAAAUUUUACGUUAAAAAUCGAACCAAAUAAAACUGUGGCAUUAGUAGGUUCGAGUGGUAGCGGUAAAUCAACGAUAGUAGGAUUAUUAGAAAGAUUUUAUGACCCAAUUGAAGGAGAAAUUCUUAUAGAUGGAGUACCUAUAAAAGAAUGGAAUUUAAAAACCCUAAGAGGAUUUAUUGGUUUAGUUGGACAAGAACCAGUAUUAUUUCAAGAUUCUAUUAAACAAAAUAUUGCAUGGGGUAAAAUUUCUGAAGAUAAAGAAGUUAGUUUAGAAGAAAUUAUCGAAGUAUGUAAAAAAUCUAACGCAUACGAUUUCAUUAAUGAAUUACCAAAAAAAUAUGAUACUUUAGUAGGAGAAAAAGGUGCUUUAUUAUCUGGAGGACAAAAACAAAGGAUUGCUAUUGCAAGAGCUUUAAUUAAAAAUCCACCAAUUUUAUUAUUAGAUGAAGCUACAUCCGCACUAGAUACUGAAUCUGAACGUCUUGUUCAAGAUGCUUUAGAUAAUGCUUCAUCAAAUAGAACAACAAUUGUUAUUGCUCAUAGGUUAUCCACGAUUAAAAAUGCUGAUAAAAUUGUUGUAAUGCAUAAAGGUGAAAUUAAAGAAGUCGGAAAACAUGAUGAAUUAAUUGCGAAAAAAGGUGUUUAUUAUGAUCUUGUACAAGCCCAAGAAUUAAAUACCCAUAAAGAAAAAGAUGGUAAAUAUGACGAUGAAGAAAAAGAGGAUGAUGAUUCGAGUAAAGAUAACGUUACAAAUAAUGAAGAAGUUGUUAUCACUUUUGACGAAGACAAUAAAUCCACACAAUUAAGAAAAAUUAUUACAAAAGAUUCUACAACAAAAUCAAUUAAAUCUUUAGAAGAAGAAAUUAAAGAAAAAGAAGAAAAAUAUAAGCAUACAAAAGCACCAUUUUCAAGAUUGUUUAAGUUAAAUAAGCCAGAAUUAUUAUUGAUAAUACUUGGAACGAUAGCAUCGGCUGUUAAUGGUACUAUAUUCCCAUUAUUUGCUUUACUAUUUGCAGCAAUAUUAGAUACUUUUUCUAAAAUUGAUCGCCCUGAUGAAUUAAGAAGUGAAGCUAAUUUUCUUUCAGGAAUGUUUGCAUUAAUUGCAGUUGGUGUUUUUGUAGCAGAAUUUUUUAAAAAUACAUCCUUUAUGCUUAGUUCAGAAAGAUUGACCAGACGUAUUAGAUUAAUGACUUUUGGUCAAUUAAUAAAACAAGAAGUAGCAUUUUUUGAUAGUGAAGAUAAUGGUACUGGUAUAUUAACCGCUAAAUUGGCUGUUGAUGCAACUAAAAUUGAAGGACUUACAGGAUCGCUUAUGGGUAAUAUUAUCCAGACGGCAGUAACGAUCUCACUUGGAGUGGGACUUGCUUUUGCGUAUGGAUGGAAAUUAACAUUGGUUGUAGUUGCAACGGCUCCAACCGUGGGAAUUGCAAAUUAUUUCAAAAUAAGAUCUCUCUCUGGCUACGGUUCCAAGACUCGCAAAGCAUAUGAAGGAACAGGACAAAUAGUUCAUCAAAGUGUUUCAAAUAUUCGUACAAUACAAUCUUUAUCGUUGGAAACUACGUUUUUUGAGGUUUAUAAUAAAUUAAUAUCAGAACCGCAUAAAAUGGCUAUCAAAGGAACUCUCGUAUCAUCAGUAGGGUUUGGAUUAUCACAAGCGAUGAUGUACUUUUUCUACUCCCUCACUUUUUGGUAUGGUUCACAAUUAGUAAAAAGUCAAGAAUACAGCGUUAUUAGAAUGUUCAAUGUAUUAUUUGCAAUUGCUUUCUCAGCAACAUCUCUAGGUCAAAUAAGUACUUUUGCACCAAAUAUAUCAAAAGCGAAAAUAGCAGCACUUUCGAUAUUCGAAAUACUUGAUAGAAAACCAAAUACCUCACCACCGAAUAGUAUAAACGAUCGUCCAACUCCAGUAACAGGGGCAUCAAAAUUCACAGAUGUACAUUUCUCUUAUCCAACACGUCCGACAACACAAAUAUUACGAGGACUUUCAAUAGACGCACUCGCUAAUAAAACCACUGCAUUAGUAGGUUCAAGUGGUAGUGGUAAAUCAACUGUAAUCUCUUUACUAUUACGAUAUUAUAAUGCUAAUUCUGGAAGUGUUUACAUGGAAGAUGUUGAUAUUCAACAAUGGGAUUUGGAUUAUUUAAGAGAAAAUACUUCAUUGGUCGGACAAGAACCCAUUUUAUUUGAUUUAACCAUUGGUGAAAAUAUUGCUUAUGGAAAGGAAGGUGCCACUCAAGAUGAAAUUGAAACUGCUGCAAAACAAGCCAACAUACACAAUUUUAUUGAUGCACUUCCAGAUAAAUAUAAUACUAGAGUUGGUGAAAAGGGUACUCAAUUAAGUGGUGGACAAAAACAAAGAAUUGCUAUUGCAAGAGCAUUAAUUAGAAAACCAAAAUUAUUAUUAUUGGAUGAAGCUACUUCAGCAUUAGAUUCUGAAUCCGAAAAAGUUGUACAAAAUGCUCUUGAUAAAGCUGCUAAAGGUAGAACUACUUUAACUAUAGCUCAUAGAUUAUCUACUAUACAAAAUUCUGAUUUAAUUUUAGUUUGUAAAAAAGGCAAAAUUGUUGAAUAUGGUAAACAUUUAGAAUUGAUCUCUAAAAAAGGUUUAUACUUUGAUUUAGUUAACAAACAAACUCUUAUGAAAAAGAAAGAUUAA
Rhizophagus irregularis DAOM 181602=DAOM 197198 is the source of this 4032-nucleotide messenger RNA. RefSeq lists its product as uncharacterized. The record is from RefSeq and is a predicted model, not a curated record. Gene Ontology annotation, biological process: transmembrane transport. Gene Ontology annotation, molecular function: ATP hydrolysis activity; ABC-type transporter activity; ATP binding. NCBI's taxonomy places the organism in Eukaryota, Fungi, Glomeromycota, Glomeromycetes, Glomerales, Glomeraceae. Gene Ontology annotation, cellular component: plasma membrane.